Molecule: messenger RNA, 1884 nt
Organism: Gracilinanus agilis (Agile Gracile Mouse Opossum)
Lineage: Eukaryota; Metazoa; Chordata; Mammalia; Didelphimorphia; Didelphidae
Product: cytospin-B-like
Exons: 3
Coding region: 1-1884 (627 amino acids)
Source: RefSeq, a predicted model, not a curated record
AUGUCAUCAUGCCGUGGAAAGCCACAGAAACUUCUGGAGCAGGGCUGCGCAGCCAGUGAAUCAUUCAGCCCGUUUGCUCUUGUCUGUCUCGCAAAUGGACAUCAACGCGGCCCCGUUGUGUGCCAUGAAGAACAUCUUGUUUCCACCUCUGGCCAGAGAGCUUUGCCACUGGAGCAGCCCAGUGUGUCCUUGUCUACAAAACAACUUCUUUAUUCACCUUGCUUUCCUCUCAUUUUUCCAGGUACCAUUUCAUCCACCAAGCGGACGGGGAUUCCAGCCCCUCGAGAACUUUCUGCACCUACCUCGAGAGAGAGAACCGCCCUGAGAGGUCCCUCCAGUGCAAAGAAACCAAUCCCCAGCCCGAUAUCUUCCAGUACCCCAACUCCCACCAAGCACUUAAGAGGCAACAGUAAAUCCAAGUUAGAGAAUGAUGCCGGGGACAAGGCAAUGCUGGAAUCCCAGGUCCGGGAACUCCUGGCAGAAGCUAAAACAAAAGAUUUUGAAAUCAGUAAGCUCCGGAGUGAACUCAAGAAAUUCAAAGAGAAAGGCUCCCCGAAUGCUGCAGAAGGAUCUGAUGCUCUUGGCCAGAAUGGCGACGAACUACCAUCUUCCCCUGCAGAUCUGGAUCCUUUGAUAAGAACUCUUCGGUUGAAGAACAAGAAUUUUGAAAAAGAGCUCGUAGAUCUUGGGGAAGAAAACCGGGCUCUGAAAGAGAAACUGGCUUAUAUGGAGCAUUCCCCCAGCUCGGAGGCUGCCACGAGCAAUGAUGGGGGCAGCAGCCUACCCACACCAACAACUCAAGAAUCAAGCUUUGGAAGUCCAACGAGAAACCAGAUGUCAGGGGAGACAGAGGAGUAUAAACAGAGUAUGACCGGGAAUACCCUCCGGACAUCUGGGUCCUCGAGCAGUGAUGUGACGAAGGCUUCUCUGUCCCCGGAUGCUUCUGAUUUUGAGCACAUCGUCGAGGCUCCUUCCCGGCCCUUGUCCUCUGGCAGCAUCACCUUCAAGAGCCCCCGGUGCUCCACGGGGGGCAGCUCCCCCAACAACAUCAGCGAGCUGUCUGUAGCUUCCCUCACCGAGAAGAUCCAGAAGAUGGAAGAGAACCAUCACAGCACCACUGAAGAGCUCCAGGCCACCUUGCAAGAGCUGUCAGACCAGCAGCAGAUGGUCCAAGAGCUGACGGCCGAGAACGAGAAGCUGGCGGACGAGAAGACCCUGUUGGAGACGUCCUUCCACCAGCACAGAGAGCGGGCCGAGCAGCUGAGCCAGGAGAACGAGAAGCUGAUGAACCUCCUGCAGGAGCGAGAGCAGGAAGACGAGUCCAGUGGCCAGGACAGCAAGGUCAAGGAGCUCGAGCAGAGGUGCAGCGAGAUCCUGGAGAAUGCCAAGUUCGAGAGGGAGAAGCUGCUCAACAUCCAGCAGCAGCUGACCUGCAGCUUGCGGAAGAUCGAGGGCGAGAACCAGGGGGCCGUCGAGAUGAUCAAGUGUCUGAAGGAGGAGAACCAGCAGCUGAAUGGGCUUUUGGACAGGGAACGGCACAACAACAGCCUGGCCACCCAGGCUCUGGAGGACUGCCGGAUCACCCUGGAGGGGCUCAAGAUCGAGAACGCCUCCCUGAAGGCCCAGCUGGAGAGCGAGAAGCAGAGGGUGGCGGAGAUGAGUGCCCAGGGCCAAGGGAGGGAUAGCUCCGAGGUGCAGGACAAGCUCAAAGUGGCCCGGGCUGAGAAGGACCAGCUGGAGCUGUCCUGUAUCGAACUCAAGCAAGAACUACUGAAGGCCAACAGUGAGAUCCAGCACAUUCAGAAUAUGCUCAGCAAGGUGAGAGGGAGAGGGAGAAAUUUCAGUGGCAGUCUGGGGAAGUCUAUGGACCACUUCUCAAUAUAA